AUGCACGCUAACACUCGGACCGACCCGAAGCGCCCCACCUACCGCUCCCGACUGGCCGAGCGAGACUCAUUCUACAAUCAGUCAGAGCCCUACGAAGAUGGCAAAGAGAACUAUCAUAUGCGAGUCGCUCAGCGGGAUGUUGCGGACUACGAAAGGUUCAUACGGUGGAUUAGGCAUGGCCCGAGCAGGGUGUACUACACGAUUGUUUCUGCACAGGCUGAAUACAAGAAACUCCAGCAACAGACUAUGAAGAACGCCAAGGAUGAACUUCAAGCUCACCGAGCUCGUGCCGUUACCGAAGCCUCCCAGCCCGCUGAAGCUGAGCAGUCCACUGAGUUUAUCCAAAGUCAGUAUAUUGAUUUGAAUGUGCAGAUUGAUCGUGAGUUGCGCGGGCCCUGGGGUGCUUGGUUCCAUUGA
Penicillium coprophilum is the source of this 417-nucleotide messenger RNA. RefSeq lists its product as uncharacterized. The record is from RefSeq and is a predicted model, not a curated record. Bases 1 to 417 code for a protein of 138 amino acids. Lineage: Eukaryota; Fungi; Ascomycota; Eurotiomycetes; Eurotiales; Aspergillaceae. The transcript has 3 exons.